Molecule: messenger RNA, 2533 nt
Organism: Girardinichthys multiradiatus
Lineage: Eukaryota; Metazoa; Chordata; Actinopteri; Cyprinodontiformes; Goodeidae
Product: sarcoplasmic reticulum histidine-rich calcium-binding protein-like
Exons: 10
Coding region: 20-2032 (670 amino acids)
Biological process (GO): activation of protein kinase activity; positive regulation of cyclin-dependent protein serine/threonine kinase activity
Cellular component (GO): protein kinase 5 complex; cytoplasm
Molecular function (GO): cyclin-dependent protein serine/threonine kinase activator activity; protein kinase binding
Source: RefSeq, a predicted model, not a curated record
GUUCAUCUAAGCAGCAGUCAUGGCUGCAACAGGGGAGAAUUUGCUUUCUGUUGAGCAUCUUACCUGCAUGGAGCAAAAUAUUUUCGCCAAACAAAAAGAGGUCUUUAUAAAGGAAAGCAGAGGGAUGCAACUUCAGCAGCAUCUGCAGGAGCUGAAGAAGAGAGAGUGCAAAGCCCGACAGCACAACAGGCAGCUGCUACUGCAGUUUGAGAGAGCCCAGGAUACACUGAAAGAAAUGCUGGCCCACAUCGCUGCCAUGAAAAUUAUACAGAUUGAGUAUGAGAGGUACCUAGAGGAAAACAUCCACCGCUGGCAGCAACAACUCCAGGAGAGAAAACAGGCCUCUCAGAAGAAGUUUUUUCCUGAACAGAGGAUGGAAGACUCUUUGAAGUCAUACCUACAACACAAUAAACAUGAAGUGUCAACAGGAACCCUUGACGAGCCUUUAAUUUCACAGGAUCCUUCCAUAAGGUCUCCAAAAUGUAAUGCUCCAGCGUAUCCCACUGAAGACAAUUCUGCUUAUGGCCAAGAUAAUUCCUCCUAUUAUCCCCAUCCAGAGUCCUCCUGGCUGACCCAAGCAUACAUGCUUCCAGGUUACCUCAGAGCGCCUUUUCAAUCCCAGAGUCCCUCACUGUUCCCUCCACCCAACUUCCCAUAUUCUCACCCACCUCUGCUGCAACACAUCACCUCCCCACUUGCUCAUCAUCAGCCGUGGGCCAGGCCUAAAGCUGCAGGCCCGGCUCCUCCACAGUACGAUAACCUCUGUAUUGAUGGGAUCCCUCACGGUUCUUCAGGCCAGCUCCACACAGAGGAGCCUUCUGCAUUGAGGGUUACUCAAACUUUGGAGGAGGAAGAUGAGACAAGCGUAGUGAUUUCAAAGAGGGUGAGAAGUUGUCAAGGCAGAAGAUGUUUGUCCUCUGAACUCGACGUUAAACCAGUUCGUCUCUCCAGUGGACAUGUAGAAAGCAGUGAAAGCAGCAGAGAUUCCAGUUUGACCAGCAGAGAAAAGAAGAAGAGAGAGAAGAAAGGAAGAACAAAGCCUUCAUCAUCAGAGUCAGAAAGAUGUGGUUCUCAGAAGUCAUCCAGGAGUGAGAUUGUCGCUGCCUUUUGCCCAGUCGCCCUGGGCUCAGAAACAAACAGCUCCUCUGAGGAGGGAGACAAAACAAAAAGCAGGAGGAGGACAAAGCGAGGCAGGGGGUUUAACAGGAGUGAAGAAGAUGAGAAGACUGACUGCUUGGGUGAAAAAGUGAGAAGUCCAGGUCAAGACAAUGGAUCAGAGAUUUGUAGAGGAGACGAUGGAUCAGGCAGUGAUGUAAUAAAAAGUGAAAAUAGAGGUGAAGAGAUGGCUGAUGAGGAAGUUAACAGCUCUGAGCAAAGCAACACAGAAGAACGGGAUGAAGAAGAAGGAAAGAAAAAUACAGGAUCUGGAGAUGAAAAAACAGAGAACAAGUUGAAAAGUGAAGAUGGUGAUGUGGAGGAAGACAAGGAGAAUAAUGAGGUUUCUCCCAGUAGGAAUCAAAAAGAGCAAGAGGACAUGGAGGACGAGGAAAAAGAUGAAGAGCAGUCAGACAAGCUGGAGAAUGAUGACAGAGAGAAAAGGAAGCAGGAUUCUGCCUCCUCGCAGAAUGGAGAUGAGGAUGAGAGCGAAGGCAGCGAGAAGAUAGAAGAGGAUGAGGAGGGGUCCAACGAAGAGGAAGACCAACUCAGGAGUGAUGAAGCAGAAGAUUCAGAGGACAGCAUCAUCUUUCCACAGGAAAAUAGGUCCAAACAGAUGAAGAAUACUCCAGAGGAAGCAGCUGAAGAUGAGGAAGAGAAUGAAGCUCAGUCUUCAAACAAUAACUCAGAAGAAUCAAGCGAUGAAGAAAAUAUUGAGAAUCUCCUCGCACCUCGAGAGCCAACAAACAAAAAAGACAAAACUGAGGGAAAACCCAAAGCGAUAUGUCUCAACUUAGGCAUCUUCCAAGUGGCGGAGGACAAAGCAAAGACAGACCAGAAAAAUGACUCAGAUGAGUUUGAUCACUUUUAUGACUGAACGAGACACAUUGGAUACCAUUAAAUUCCUCAAAAUAGCAACUAUACUGCAGAGAGAGUUGAUAGCAUUGAGUUCUUUGGAGGCCAGAUCUCUGAUAACAUCACCAGGUUGGACAACACCGACAGGUUCAUGAAACUAGCCCAGCAGAGACUGAACUCUGAGGAACCUGAGGACAACGUCCCUCCUUACAAGCACCCUCAACAUUCAGCUGAGCUGUGGUUCACAGUGCUGAUGUUCUGCAUGUCAGCAGACAACAAGAGAGCCCUGCAGAGGAUGGUGAUGGGAGCUGAGAAGGUCAUUGGAGUGUCCCUGCACUGUCUAGGAUCUGUUUCAAGGACAGGUCUCUGAACUGUGUCUGAGACACCUCUACCAUGAAUGUUUUAAACUGCUGCUUUUUUUUCUCAGGCCAUAAAAGCACUGAACUGCUGUUAGCAUUAAGCAUUUAAUAUUAUUGCACUAAUAUUAAAGGUGCAUCUCAAUAAAUUUUAUAAUUUAAAGGGA